Molecule: messenger RNA, 984 nt
Organism: Lactuca sativa (garden lettuce)
Lineage: Eukaryota; Viridiplantae; Streptophyta; Magnoliopsida; Asterales; Asteraceae
Source: RefSeq, a predicted model, not a curated record
AUGACGGGACAUGAAUAUACAUUGGAGUUAUUACAUCGUAAUCGUUUACAAUGUGUUGAAGUGUUACGCAUGUCCCACGACUCAUUUGUACGACUAUAUGCUCAUUUUAGAGUACAUUACUCAUUAAAGGACAACAAACAUGUAUCGGUUGAGGAAAAGAUGGCUAUGUUUUUGAUGAUGAUCGGCCAUAAUGAACGUUACGUGAUUAUCAAGCGGAGAUUUCAAAACUCGAAGCAAACAAUUCAUAAAUUUUUUUAUGAAGUGUCGGAAAAAAUGAUGCUUUUCGUACAAGAUGUUAUGGUACCAACUUCUUUUAAUCUGAAUUCAAACAUUCCAGGACAUAAUAGGAGGCUACGACGGGUUUUCAAAGGAGCGGUUGGUGCACUUGAUGGCACUUUGAUACAUGCUGUUGUCCCUGCUAAGAAACAAGACUUAUAUAGAAGUAGGGGAAAGGGAGAUUGCUACCAAAAUGUAUUGGCAAUUGGUGACUUCAAUAUGAUUUUUACAUUUGUUGUGGCCGAGUGGGAUGGGGUAGCACAUGACUCUAGAAUUUUAUCAGAAGCUGUAGCCGAUCCACAAGCUUCAUUCCCGUUUCCACCACCUGAUUUUCGUAAAAGACGUGCAUUGACCAAUAAAGAAAAAUUUAACCAUGGACAUGCAAAACUUUGGAAUUUCAUUGAGCGUGCUUUUGGUGUUUUGAAAGCACGUUUCCCUAUAUUGAAGAGGAUGGCACCAUUCCUGUUUUUGACACAAAGAAAGAUUGUCAUGGCAUGUUUCGCACUUCAUAAUUUUAUAAGGAGAGAAGGACUAAGUGAACAGUAUUUCGCACGAUACGAUGAACCCAAUGUUUCGUUUCGAAAUAACAAUGUGACCUUUAAUGAUGAUGAAGAUGAGAUUCCAAUAAAUGGUGCUGCAGCAGACCUUGAAUAUAUGACAUGGUUACGAGAUGAAAUUGUUGAUCAGUUGAUGCACAAUAUAGAUUGA